AUGGAUCAAUCCCAAAGUCUUCGGUCAUUAUUCUCUGCGGCGAAGGAGACCAAGUCUUCGCUAGAGUGGAGAGGCGACACCAACUCGGAGGAGUACCGCACUGACGUGAAUGCAACAAUUGCCAAGCUUCAGGAAUGCCAACGACAAGUUGGUAUCUUGUCACUGUUCAGCUCCAACGAGUCGUUGGAGGAUGUUUCAUCUGGAGACAUUCAGUACAUGAGCAUAGAAUACCACCUGGCUGAACUCGUCCAGCGCGUUCCCAGCGCCGAUCGCGAAUCCGUUCUCCGCAGGGCCUUGGAGGCGUACGAGAAGUUUCUAACACGACUAGACGAUUACGAGAUACUAUCCAAGGCGGAUAAGAAAUUAUUGGAAGAAUACAUGGCUGCACCCUCCGCUUUUACCUUAGCACCCGUCAACGAUGCAGCUGCCCGGCGAGACACGAAGGUGCGACGUUUCAGGGAGGAAAAAGAGCUCAAGCAAAAGCUGGAGUACCUAUCUCGUAACCAGGCCCAUCUCGAAAGCGACGACGACGCAAUUCGAAAGCUUUAUCUAUCAGAACUCGAACUCUACACUCACCAAACAUUCCAAGCUCUCGAUCUGUUGGUGCAAGAACUCUCUAUGCUAUCUGCUAUGAAAAACGCCCCAGAACCCCCACGACCCUCACAAGACGACCCCCGGCAGCGCAGCAACUUAGGCGGAUUUAAUUAUUCUGACCGUCUGGACCCAUCUUUAUCACAAUUGCUUGGAGGACGGAACGGGCCAUUGCUAAACAAGAAGGGUAAACCGAUGCAACCAUUCACUCUCCUUGACCGACGGUCGCAACUUCAACAAGGAGUCUUCCGCUCCGGUCAUAAUCUGCCAACAAUGACGAUUGAUGAGUACCUCGAGGAGGAGAAAAGGAGAGGAAAUAUACUCCAGGGCGGCGAGCAAUCUGGCAUACAGCCAGAGAUCGACGAAGAUGACCUUGAUAGAGCUGAUGAAGAGACCAUGAAAGCCCGGGCUUGGGAUGAGUAUGUUGAAGCCAAUCCUAAAGGCUCUGGCAAUACUUUGAACCGUGGAUGA
Molecule: messenger RNA, 1062 nt
Organism: Penicillium chermesinum
Lineage: Eukaryota; Fungi; Ascomycota; Eurotiomycetes; Eurotiales; Aspergillaceae
Product: IGBP1/TAP42 family protein
Exons: 3
Coding region: 1-1062 (353 amino acids)
Biological process (GO): regulation of signal transduction; regulation of dephosphorylation
Cellular component (GO): cytosol
Molecular function (GO): protein phosphatase 2A binding
Source: RefSeq, a predicted model, not a curated record